GUUGUGCAGCAGCAGCAGUUGGCACCUCGUUUGGUUGGAGUCUUCAAUUACCCAUAAUUAAUUCUCAACCCUUGUCGCUGAAAUCUGUUUUGAUUCUUCUUCUUUUCCACCUUAACCCAUAACCUACCUAAUCAAUCAAUAAUCCUUUUGUUUUUCUUCGUCUCUUCAAUCCCACUAUGAUGUUGACGAUGAUUGGGGUAGCCCACAAACCCCUCUUGCAUCUCUCUCUUGUAAUUUUGAUGCUGUUUUCUUCUUCAACUGAAUCUCUCAGAUUCGAACUCCAAUCCGGUCACACCAAAUGCAUCUCCGAAGACAUCAAAAGCAAUUCCAUGACAGUGGGCAAGUAUCAAAUCGUCAACCCCAACGACGGUCACCCCCUACCUGAUUCCCACAGAGUCACCGUUCGGGUGACUUCGUCUUAUGGGAACAACUAUCACUAUGGGGAUCGCGUUCAAACGGGUCAGUUUGCGUUCACGGCAGCGGAAGCUGGAGACUACAUGACUUGUUUUUGGGCCGUGGAUAACAAUCCCCCAAUAACUAUGACCAUUGAUUUUGAUUGGAAAACUGGUGUGGCAGCCAAGGACUGGUCUAAUGUUGCUAAGAAAGGCCAAGUUGAUGUUAUGGAGCUAGAACUAAAGAAGUUGCAGGACACUGUGGCUUCUAUUCAUGAUGAGAUGUUUUAUCUUCGGGAAAGAGAAGAAGAAAUGCAAGAGCUCAACAGAACAACCAACAGCAGAAUGUUCUGGUUGAGUUUGCUAUCGCUCUUUGUGUGCUUAUCAGUAGCAGGGUUGCAACUAUGGCAUCUGAAGACCUUCUUCGAGAAAAAGAAACUCAUUUAAAAUUUUUGUGAUAGUUUUUAUAUUUUUCUUAUGUGCUCUUGUAAAAUAUACCGGCAUUAAUUUAUCAGAGGAUACGCGUAAUGGUAGUCACUACAGCCCACAAUAUUUCCUUUGUUAAACGCAAAUCAGAGUUAUUGCAAUCAGUGUCAAAGGAAAUGUUGAUGUUGAAAUCUGAGUGUUUUUUUUUUUUUAAAGAUAAUAAAUAAAAAGUCAUUAAGCGGU
Abrus precatorius (Indian licorice) is the source of this 1061-nucleotide messenger RNA. RefSeq names its product transmembrane emp24 domain-containing protein p24delta9-like. Gene Ontology annotation, biological process: Golgi organization; endoplasmic reticulum to Golgi vesicle-mediated transport; intracellular protein transport. The record is from RefSeq and is a predicted model, not a curated record. Lineage: Eukaryota; Viridiplantae; Streptophyta; Magnoliopsida; Fabales; Fabaceae. The transcript has 4 exons. Gene Ontology annotation, cellular component: endoplasmic reticulum-Golgi intermediate compartment; Golgi apparatus; COPII-coated ER to Golgi transport vesicle. Bases 177 to 839 code for a protein of 220 amino acids.